Solea senegalensis (Senegalese sole) is the source of this 3798-nucleotide messenger RNA. It is a transcript of the gene arhgef33, whose product is annotated as Rho guanine nucleotide exchange factor (GEF) 33. Bases 99 to 2573 code for a protein of 824 amino acids. Gene Ontology annotation, molecular function: guanyl-nucleotide exchange factor activity. NCBI's taxonomy places the organism in Eukaryota, Metazoa, Chordata, Actinopteri, Pleuronectiformes, Soleidae. The transcript is spliced from 17 exons. The record is from RefSeq and is a predicted model, not a curated record.
UCAGAGGGUUGUUCGCAGGAAAGGAGACAGACAGUAGUCAUCUCGACUGGGAUAAGGACUUAAGAAGUGGACAGCUGUGACCCUGACCCGACCUAAACAUGGAGAAUGGCAGGCAUGAGGAAAAGACAGAGGAUGUGUCUGAAGAUAAAGAAGAAACUGUGGACGAGGCUAACCUGGAGAUCGCUCAGCUGCAGGGCCUGGUGGCUGAGCUGCGCGAGGGGCUCCACUCUGCUCUGACAGAGCUGUGCGAGCUGCGUCACAGGGACCAGGGCCUGGAGGAGAAGAUCCAGGCCCAUCAGACCGAUGUGGAUGAUAAGAUCAUGGGCCUCAAGAACUCGCUCAACACCUUCAAGGAGGAGCUGAACGUGGCUUUGCAUGAAAUGAAAGAUGUAUCCAGCAAACAGAAAGAGAUUCAGAGGAGGAUGGAGCUUCAGCUACAGGCGGAAAACACCAAUGACAUCAUCGCUCUUCCACAGAGAAAGCAUUCCAAGGCAGACGUGCUGAUGGCUUCAGGGGACGAACAGAUCUGUGUGCCCAGCCAAUCAGAGCUCAGUGUUAUUCAUCACCUGUUCUCCAGUCUGCCACAUAGUGGGUCAUCACCACAGCGAGGCAACACAUUUACACAGACGUCUACCUUUGAGCAGGAGUCUCAGCUGCAGCAGAGAGGUUGUCUGUCCAUGUCUCCAACAUGGGGAGAGAGGAAGAGCAGCAGAGACGACGUGGACACUCUCAGCAGCCAGACUGAAAACAAUAAGAGGCAGAGAGCAGCUCUGGAGCUGCUGGAGUCAGAGCGAGUUUAUGUCUCCCACUUGUCUCUGUUGCUGAAGGCCAACAUCUCCUUCAAUGGAUCAGAGGGGCUGCCAUCCAAAGACAAACGUCCAUUCCCCAGCUCUCUGAGGUUUCUGAUCCAGCAGCAUCUCGAGCUCCUCCACACUCUCCAGGAACGCGUGCUCAAGUGCCAAUGGCAAGGCAUUAUGGGGGAUGUGUUCAUGAGGCUCACGAGCAAAGAGAGUGAUUUCCUGGACUUUUACAUUUCCUACCUGAAGGAGCUCCCGGACUGUUUGUCGGUCGUCACCAUGCUUGCCUCCAGCUCCAUGAAAUCGUCUGCCCUCCUGGAGAGUGACAUCAUGGGCGACGAAUCCAAACCGUCACUCCACACUCUACUGCUUCAGCCUGUUCAGAGGAUCCCAGAGUACCUGCUGCUGCUGCAGGGGCUGCUGAGGCAGACAGAGGCAGAGCACCCAGAUUACUACCUGCUGCUGGUGUGCAUCCAGCAGUUUCAGUCUUUCACAGCUCAAUAUCACAACCUCCUCCAACACAACCAGGAGCUCCUGCUGCACAACCAGAAGGAGGUGACGAGGUCGACUAUGAAACAGCUGUUAAAAACCGUGGAGAGUGGAAUUAAAGCAAACAACAUUGGCUCACCGUAUCCAUGCAGCAGUGCCAUGUUGGAACAUGCAAACCAGGUGAAGCACAGCAAACAGCGCCUCCUGGAGCAGAUGCAGUCUCGUUUCCAGGACUGGGGGCAGGAUCCUAAACCACACUGUUACAACACCGAGUGGCCCUCCCACCUCCCGUUCUUCAGUCCUGAUCUGGACUCACGCAGCCAUAACCCAACAGGUCUUGUCAGAAUCCCAGAGAGUGAAGCAUCUGAGAGGUCGUUGUCAUGCCAGCAUCAUCCUCCCUCCAGACCUGCAGAUUUCCGUCAGGUUCAGCCUGGUUCUGCUCUGGCUGAUGCUCUUGGAGAGUUCCUUCUCCCUCCAGACCCUCCAGGGAUGGAGAGCCUCUAUGAGGAGGACAGAGGCUCCCUCCACGAUGUCUCUAUGUUUGACCGCUGCUCCUCCGGCUCUUCAGAUUCCUCCAUUGAUAUUGCCUUCGUCAAAUGCCCCAAAGGCCCGUCAGCAUCACGCCACGCAAUGGAAGCGAAUGUGUCGUCCACACAUAAUGUCUUUGGUAACGGUGGAAGUCGAGGCGGCGGUUACAGCAAACUGCCCAACCGAGGAUGUGUGUCCCCAGACGAAGCUAUUAUGAUGCGCCACAAUCAGCAUCGCCCCCUUCAGGCCAGCCAGCGUAAAAGCAAGUCCCUGAAUGGCCUUCAGAUGGAGACCACAGUGAGUGGACUGGAUAGUGGACCUCUGUCAAACCACAUCCAAAGAGCUGGACUGGGCAGUCACGCUAAGCUGGAGCGUCAGGGCAGUAAAGGCAGCAAUCGGUGUCCAACCCCGUCCCGUAAGGUCCACAGUCCACUGGGGAACAGAGUGGACACAGACAAACAGAGCGACGAUCUUCAUGGACUGCUCAGUACUGACUCUGGGAUCCAGUCUUGGGGGGACGAGUCAAAGUGGAGGAGUGGGACUGAGGAGAUCAACCACUCAGCGUUCAGUGAGAGGAGUCGGAAACAGGACAAAGGAGGCUUCAGGAGCUCGUUCAAGAAACUCUUCAAGAAGAAAAGCAGUGAUGAGAAGAAAGAAAAGGGAGGUGAGAAAACACCAGAGAACCACAACAGCAGUGAACGCGAGAUGCCGGGGAAGAAAUUAGUUCAUCUGGAGAUAAACCGUGGCACAGCUGUAUGAACAUCCCUCUGUCACACACAGAAACACUGGUUCACACAGGUUCACACUGGUCAUCCAUGCUUAAGCACACAUAAGCUACGUGAACACUUAUCUUACUGUAUAAAUAUUGUACAGGUCCGAGCAGUUUAUUAAAGCAGCAUUUUUUCUUUACAUUUCAUACUGACGUUUAUGAGUAAACACCUCUGCUUCUCUCACUGAGGAACAUUUUUGAUUGUAAUGCCAGAAAGACCAAGAGUAGAUUACUACACAAGUGCAUGUAAAGUGGUAGGAGAAUGUGUUACUAACCAUCUUGGCAAUUGUGAAUGUUUAAAAUUGUAGCUCAUUUUUUUAAAGAUGAGGUUUUAAAUCAUGCCAAAUUCAGCAACAUUCUGUGCUCUGACAAGCAGCUGUGUUUGUACAUAAUAUUAACCUAAAAUGCUCGGGGACCAAACUACUUGUGUGUGUGUGCAUGUGCAGUUACCAUUGAAUGAAUGGGUUAACCGGGGGUUUGUAUAUCAUGAAAGUCUUUGAGGAGGAGUUAAGCUUCUGCAUGUCAUUAAGCCAUAUUUUUUAGACACACCCAAAAGAUCCUGGAACAAAAGUCGACCGAGAGAAACAGUUUUCAGUCUUUACUCUGUAAUUCUUUACUCACCAUAUGGCUUUUUCCCCCCACUGGUUCUCAGCCUCUAUUUUCUUUUAACCGACCAAGACUUAACUAGCAUUAGCCUAAAGUAGCACCCAACUGACAUCCCGUCUUACCUUCCAUUGUGGGAUUUGAAGUGUGUAGUGGUGUCAUUGUGGCUCGGUUACCAGGUUCAGGCCGCAAAAGCCGACACCCAAUGUUUUCUGUUUCAAAAAAGGUAAUUUUUGUCAUAUUCUUUUACCAGCAUUAGUCAAGCAAGUCUCAAGUCGUCAAAUUUGCGAAAUUCAGACUCGAGUAACAUUGUAUACACACACAUGCACAUGCACACUGUACAAAUAGCUCUGCUGAGCCUCCAGUUUCACCUUUAACCCCCUUAUGCUUCUCGCUGACAUUUGCAGCUGCUUAGUUUCUUAAACUAUACACACAGAUUAUCAUACUGCACAGUUAGGAGAACAACCAUGAUUCUAUAUAUUUUCCAUUAUGUUAAAACGUUUCGUUGUUGUUGCCCUGAAUAGAAUUCUGUUAUUGGAAGAUGAAUGAGGCAAUGAGGAGACACCAGGAAUGGUCAAAGAUGUAUUCAAUAAAUUAUUAUGAAAACAGUCA